UAGAGCCGUGCUCCUAAAGGUCCUCAUAAGUAAUUCUCAGAAGCGUCGCGAGAAUGGGAGAAGACAAAAAAGAAGAAGAGAAAAAGGAAGAAGAAAACCCAGAGAUUAUACUAAAAGUUGAUAUGCACUGUGAAGCUUGUGCUAGAAAAGUUGCAAGAACCCUCAAAGGAUUUGAAGGAGUGGAGGAUGUUGCGACUGAUAGCAAGGCAAAUAAGGUGGUGGUGAAAGGAAAGACGGCCAACCCCGUCAAGGUUCACGAAAGGCUAUUAAAGAAAUACGGUAGAAAAGUGGAGUUAGUCUCGCCGUUGCCGGAACCACCGCCGCCGGAAGAGAACAAGGAAGAAAACAAAGAAGCUAAACCCAAAGAAGAAGAACAGAAACAAGAGCCUCCUGCAGUGAUAACGGUAGUAUUGAAGGUUGGCAUGCAUUGUGAAGCAUGCGCUCAAGCAUUGCGUAAGCGAAUAAGGAAGAUCCAAGGCGUAGAGACGGUGGAAACCGAUGUGGGAAAUGAUAAAGUAACCGUAAAAGGCACCGUAGAUCCUACAAAGCUGGUUGAUUAUGUUUACAAGAGAACCGGCAAGCAAGCAUCCAUAGUGAAAGGCGAAGAAAAGAAGGAAGAACAACAACAAGAAGAAGCAGAGAAAAAACCAGCAGAAGAGGCCAACAAAGAAACCAAACCAGAAGAAGAAGACGACAGAAAGAGUGAUGAUGUAAUAAAGCGAAGUGAAUACUUACAAUCCAAGUAUUUCUCGGAGCUGGAAUAUCCUCCUCAGUUUUUCAGUGAUGACAACCCAAAUGCUUGCUCUCUUAUGUAAUUUUUAUUACCAUGAUUGAUGAUCCAUGCAAUUUUCCAUGUACGUAUGUAUGUAAUAAGGUGCUGACAAUGCUUGGUUGUGACAAUCUCGUAUGCUUGGUUUUAGAACCAUGUAUGGAGAGACAGAUUAGUUGGUCGUAAUAUUGAUUAUACUCAACUUUUUGGUUUAA
Messenger RNA from Gossypium raimondii (Peruvian cotton), 984 nucleotides. Its product is annotated as heavy metal-associated isoprenylated plant protein 7. The transcript is spliced from 5 exons. The record is from RefSeq and is a predicted model, not a curated record. The coding region runs from base 54 to 815 and encodes 253 amino acids. Gene Ontology annotation, molecular function: metal ion binding. Lineage: Eukaryota; Viridiplantae; Streptophyta; Magnoliopsida; Malvales; Malvaceae.